Messenger RNA from Acanthaster planci (crown-of-thorns starfish), 504 nucleotides. RefSeq names its product histone H3.v1-like. NCBI's taxonomy places the organism in Eukaryota, Metazoa, Echinodermata, Asteroidea, Valvatida, Acanthasteridae. The record is from RefSeq and is a predicted model, not a curated record.
AUGACGGGUGACGAGGAGAAGUUGGAGAAGAAAAAGAGGAAGAUGGAAAAGAAACAAAAGAAGAUGGUGAAGAAAAAGAAGGUGGAGGUAGAAGCUAGUUGUGAAGAUGAGGAAUGGAGUAGUAUGGAGGAGAGGGAGAUGGAGGAUGGGGAGCUGGAGCUAGAGGAGUUGGAGCAUUUUGAGGAGGAGGAGGAAGACUUGAGCAGUGCUGAAGGGGAGGAGAAGAAAGGUAAAGGAAAAGCUCCACUACCAAGGUCGAGGGACACUGCUUACAAGAAGCAACAAAAACAGGCUGCUGAGGACCAGCUUCAGGCCUCUCUGAGAAUAAGUGCCAGGGAAGCAGGAGUUGUAAGAAGCAGGAGGCAAUACCAGGCCCUGGUGGAAAGUUCUUCAGGAAUGAGGAAGAGUUCCUUGACGAUGCUAUUGCAGCUGCCAGGGAAGCCGAGUCGGCCUCCUGUUGUACUGACGAUGACGAAUCGGAGGCAGAGGAUGAGGAGACUGUAG